AUGGAUUGGGUUUUUGACUUGUGGGAUAUUAAUAACUAUAAACAUUCAGUAUCAAAGUAUAUAAAAUUACCCCCAGCACUCUUCCAACAACGCGAACUAGAAGUAUUAACGAAUGUUAAUAUUGAAUCAGGAAAUUCUGAACAUCGAUUCAAUUUACAACAAUUAGAUAAUCAAUUAAAAGGAUGUGAAUAUUAUACGAAAUUGAAAUUAACUGAACCCGGAAGACAACUUAUAUAUAAAGGCACAAUGAAGAAAAGAUAUUGUGCGGGAGAAUCAUCUGAUCUUCAAGUUUUCUUGUUUGAUCAUGUUUUAUUAAUGGUGAAAACAAAAGAAGUUGAUAAAAUAGAGCAAUAUAAAAUCUAUCGAAAGCCGAUUCCUCUAGAAUUGCUUGCUACAUCAAUAACUGAAAAUAUUCAAAAUAUUUCCAAACCGACUUCGAUUUUUCUAGCCAAAGCUCCCGCUAUCGUAAACAAUAUUCGUGAUAAGCAAUAUGCAUUGACCUUUACCUGCAUAGGGAAGAAAGGAUUUUCAGCUACAUUAUAUGCGUCUACAAUUAUAAGUCGUAAUAAGUGGAUAGAACAUAUUGAAAAGCAACAACAGUUUUUGCUUGAUCGAACUCAAGUUUUUGAGAAAACCACUUUUUUAGAGGGAAAAUAUUUCGUUGGCACAAAUAAAGUUAACUGUAUUGCUUUUUUUGAUGAUUAUCAAAAAUUGGCACUUGGUACAGAGGAAGGUGUUUAUGUUGCAGAUAUUGGACAAAAUCCAAAACAGCCUAUUCAGGUUUUGCAUUUAGAAAAAGUAUCUCAAAUUGCGGUACUAGAAGAGUUUCGAUUACUUUUAAUUUUGGCUGAUAAAAUAUUCUAUUGGCUUCCAGUUGAAGCUUUGGACCUUGAAGAUACAAAUAGUUCUAAUAAGAAACCGCGUAAGAUCACUUCGAAUACAAGUUUCUUCAAAUAUGGAGUAUGCUUAGGUAAAACAUUAAUCGCAGUGGUUAUAACUGCCGGUUUGACGCAAUCAAUUAUAAGGACAUUUGAACCAAUUGAAAGCAUCAAGAGUAAAAUGAAAGGUUCCAUAUUAAAUGAAGCUCUUAAAGCAUAUAAGGACUUCUGUAUACCCCGUAAAUCAAUAUCAAUCCAUUUUUUGAAAAAGAGUCUCUGUGUGGGAUGUACAAAAGGAUUUGAGAUUAUAAAUAUGGAAACUCUUGCAACCCAAACUCUAUUAGAUCCUGCUGAUGCUACUCUCGAUUUUGUUCAAAAGAGAGAAAAUGUCAAACCAAUUGCGUUAUUUAGAAUUCCUAAUAGUCGUGGUGAUCACUUGUUAUGUUAUGAUGAAUUUGCUUUUUAUGUAAAUAAAGUGGGAUGGCGAUCUCGACAUGACUGGCAUAUUACUUGGGAAGGCGCGCCGACUUCUUUUGCUUUUCGAGAACCCUAUCUACUAGCUUUUGAACCAUCAUUUAUCGAAAUUCGAAAUGUGAAAACAGGUUUAUUGGAACAAAUAAUUAAAGGUCACAAUUUACGUUGUUUAUGUUCUGAUAAUCGAGGCAAUAUUUUAGUUGCGACAAAUGUUCCCACAAGUGGUUGCUCUGAAGUUUUUUCAUUAAAUUUGGCCGAUGGUCGAAGAAGUUCACUACUUUCUGAUGCUAUUAGUAUUGCAACCACAAUCGUUGCACCCGAAGAAAGCGGAAAUAAUGGUAAAUCGGACUCUGCAGAAUGA
Messenger RNA from Ambispora gerdemannii, 1713 nucleotides. The record is from the annotation of a GenBank genome assembly. Lineage: Eukaryota; Fungi; Glomeromycota; Glomeromycetes; Archaeosporales; Ambisporaceae.